Messenger RNA from Halteromyces radiatus, 476 nucleotides. Its product is annotated as peptidyl-tRNA hydrolase II domain-containing protein. The record is from RefSeq and is a predicted model, not a curated record. The coding region runs from base 15 to 398 and encodes 127 amino acids. Lineage: Eukaryota; Fungi; Mucoromycota; Mucoromycetes; Mucorales; Cunninghamellaceae. The transcript has 4 exons. Gene Ontology annotation, molecular function: peptidyl-tRNA hydrolase activity.
CUUUUUUUUCCAUCAUGGCUACUGUAGCUGCUUGUGAACACUUGACCAUGUACAUUGUCGUGCGAAAGGAUCUUGCAAAGACUUUGAAGUGGCCUACUGGAAGUGUGAUGGCUCAAGCAUGUCAUGCGGCAACAGCUGUUUUACAUACAACUCGAAAUGAUUCAAAUACCAUCAAAUACGUAGAAGAUCACGAACGAAUGCAUAAAGUUGUAUUAGAAACAAAAAAUGAAGAAACGUUGGGUGAUCUAGUAGCAUCUUUACAAGCACAUAAUAUUCCUCUAUAUCGAUGGGUGGAACAACCUGAAAAUAUCCCUACUGCUAUGGCAACAGCACCUAUACCGGAACGAUCACCUGAAGUCAAGGAUUUAUUCAAAAAAUACUGUUCUCUUUAUAGAUAAAUUUCUCUUUAUGAAUUUUAAUUCUAGUUUUGUAUUCUAGUUUAGAUCAAAUAAACUUUUUUCUUUUGGUGCCUUUAA